Messenger RNA from Magnolia sinica, 2978 nucleotides. Its product is annotated as U-box domain-containing protein 52-like. Gene Ontology annotation, biological process: protein phosphorylation. Gene Ontology annotation, molecular function: ATP binding; protein kinase activity. Lineage: Eukaryota; Viridiplantae; Streptophyta; Magnoliopsida; Magnoliales; Magnoliaceae. The record is from RefSeq and is a predicted model, not a curated record. Bases 68 to 2398 code for a protein of 776 amino acids. The transcript is spliced from 10 exons.
UGGGCAAUAUUCUUCUAAUGUUUUUGGAAUUUGUGUGAGGUGGGUUUUCUUCGGGGGGAAGAGAGAGAUGUCAACCUCAAAGAUAGUAGAGAGGAAGGCGGAUGGGAUAGUAGCAGUGGCUAUAGACAAAGACAAGGGAAGCCAAUACGCUUUGAAAUGGGCAGUCGACCACCUUUUGAGCAAAGGCCAGACCGUCACCCUCGUCCACGUCACCCAAAGAUUGCCACCUGUCCCUAACCCAGCGGGCAGCAAUGGGAACGACGAUUCUUCAUCGCCUCAGAAGAAAGAGAUUUUCCUCCCCUUUCGUUGUUUUUGCACGCGAAAAGACAUACAUUGCAAUGAUGUCUUACUUGAAGAAAGCGAUGUGGCGAAGGGAAUAAUUGAAUAUGUUACACAAUGUGGGAUUGAUACUCUUGUCGUUGGCGCUUGCACUCGCGGUGGCUUCCUUAGAAGAUUCAAGACAAUAGACAUUCCAACCACCGUGACCAAAGGGGCCCCAGAUUUCUGCACCGUCUAUGUCAUUUCAAAAGGGAAGAUCACGUCCGUCCGAUCUGCCGUCCGGGCAGCGCCGAGUUCAGGCAUUCGCAAUCAGAUCCAAAACCAAUCAAGCCUCAGAACAGAGCCGGUGGAGAUGCCAGUGGUGAAUGGUUCAAGAGGUGAUGCAACGCCAUCUCGGAGCUCGUAUGAGGAAAUAGAUUCAAUCAGAUCUCCUUUCACGAGGUCAACGGUGAGCUCGACUAUCAAACCAUAUGGAGAGCUCUCAUCUGACGCCGACAUAUCAUUCGUGAGCUCCGGUAGGCCGAGCAUUGACCGCGGUAGGCCGAGUACCGAACGCCCGUACUACGAUCACUUCGAUUCAAGUCGUAUUCCAACGCUAUCGAAUGGCGGUGAUAUGACGGACCGGAGCUUCGAGUAUAUGCGAUCGCCAUUCAGAGGCAACUCCUUCGAACAGUCGACCACUUCUCAGGACAGCGGCAGCAAUUCAUGGUCAUCAAAUUCACAUAUGAUGGAUGACGUGGAAGCUGAGAUGAAGAGGCUGAAACUAGAACUCAAACAGACAAUGGAUAUGUACAGCACUGCUUGUAAAGAAGCCCUUACUGCAAAACAAAAGGCGAGAGAGCUUCACCGAUGGAAAAUGGAGGAAGAGCAGAAGUUAGAAGAGGCGCGGAUGGCGGAGGAAGCAGCACUGGCGAUAGCGGAGAAAGAAAAGGCGAAAUGCAAGAUGGCGAUCGAGGCGGCGGAGGCUGCGCAGAGGAUAGCGGAGCUGGAAGCGCAGAAGAGAAUAAAUGCAGAGAUGAAGGCAGUGAAGGAAUCAGAGGAGAAGAAGAAGGCGUUGGAUGCUCUUGCGAACACCGACAUCAGAUACCGCAAGUACACGAUUGAAGAGAUCGAAGCCGCCACCGAGUUCUUCCACGAAUCAAGGAAGAUCGGCGAAGGCGGGUAUGGCCCGGUUUACAGAUGCUACUUGGAUCACACGCCAGUCGCCAUUAAAGUCCUGCGGCCCGACGCCGCCCAAGGCCGGUCUCAGUUCCAACAAGAGGUGGAAGUGCUGAGCUGCAUCCGGCAUCCGAACAUGGUCCUCCUCCUCGGAGCCUGCCCCGAGUACGGCUGCCUAGUCUACGAAUACAUGGCGAACGGCAGCCUAGAUGACCGCCUCUUCCGUCGAGGCAACACGCCCGUCAUCCCAUGGCAGCUGCGGUUCCGGAUCGCCGCCGAGAUCGGUACCGCCCUCCUCUUCCUACACCAGACCAAACCAGAGCCUCUGGUCCACCGCGACCUUAAACCGGCUAACAUCCUCCUCGACCGGAAUUACGUCAGCAAGAUCAGUGACGUAGGCCUGGCUCGCCUAGUACCGCCCACCGUCGCCGACAGUGUCACCCAAUACCGAAUGACGUCGACGGCAGGGACGUUCUGCUACAUCGAUCCCGAGUACCAGCAGACAGGAAUGCUGGGGAUAAAGUCGGAUAUAUACUCGCUUGGGAUAAUGCUAUUGCAGAUAAUAACAGCAAAGCCGCCGAUGGGGCUCACACAUCAUGUGGACCGUUCAAUUGAGAAAGGGACGUUCAGAGAAAUGCUGGACCCUGCCGUUACAGACUGGCCGGUCGAGGAAGCGUUGGUUUUCGCUAAGCUUUCUUUAAAGUGUUCAGAGCUGAGGAGAAAGGACCGGCCGGACCUCAGCAGCGUCAUAUUGCCGGAGCUCAACAGAUUGAGAAGACUUGCCGAUGAGAGCAUGCAUUAUAAUACUGUGAAGAUGGGAGGGAGUGUGGGACCCUCCUCCAACCAAAGCCUCCAGCAGCAGGAGGUGAUGAGUGAUCCUCACAAUGCAUUCUAUGUAUCCGAGAGCUCGAGGACCCGCUCGAGCGGAUCAUUGACCGGAAGGCGAUCGAGCGUGACCUAAGAGAAGACAUGGCGAUAACACUGACAAGGCUUACAUUUUUUCUCUCAUUUUUUCUCAAAAUUAUGGCUGCGUUUGGAUGCUCAAUUGAAUUAAAUUGCAAUCACUCAAAAUCCAAUAAAAGUGUAAAGACCAUAGUGGGCUAACCAACUCCAUUCACAGUGAGAACUGGGUCCCAGAUCGCAAUUGCGCGGAAUUGCAAUCCAGGCCCGUUUGGUGUUAGGAACUAAAAUUGUGCCACCCCCACUUAGUUAAUUUUUCUCUCGGUAACGAAUUGAGGAAAUCGCGAUCAAGUUCAAUAGAGCAUCCAAACGUUGAUGCAUGAAAGCUUGUAUUGAGGAAUGAUAUGAGUUUAUUUUUUCUCAAUCCAUGAUUAGACACGAGAGCCAGAGGCGGAGAUGAAGUCAGUUUUCUCUCGAUAUGUAACCAAAUGAGUAAUCUGGAGUAGUUGAGUUUUCAAUUUCUUUUUAUUCUGUUUUGGAACAAAAAUAAGAUUUCAGCAUGCUAGUGGGACACUUUCCUUUGAUAGAACAAGUAUAUACACCAGAGAAUCCGUGUAUUGUAGUACUUCUGUAUGUAAGAA